Molecule: messenger RNA, 4353 nt
Organism: Salvia splendens (bonfire salvia)
Lineage: Eukaryota; Viridiplantae; Streptophyta; Magnoliopsida; Lamiales; Lamiaceae
Product: probable leucine-rich repeat receptor-like protein kinase At1g35710
Exons: 3
Coding region: 49-4131 (1360 amino acids)
Biological process (GO): protein phosphorylation
Molecular function (GO): ATP binding; protein binding; protein kinase activity
Source: RefSeq, a predicted model, not a curated record
UAAGAAAAGUAACCACACAUAUGCAAACUAGAAAAUUAAAUAUAAGUGAUGGAUGUCGUUGCUGCUAUGAUCAUUUUGAGCAUCAGCAUAUUGUUGAUGAGCAAUGUAGUUGCAGCGAAUGCUUCAAACUCGAGCAGAGAAUUGGAGGCGUUGAUGGAUUUCAGGUGGCCUUAUAUCAACUCCACUGCUCAUCACUGUCGGUGGAAAGGCAUCACCUGUGAUGAUGAUGGCCGCGUUGCAGAGAUAAGCCUGCAGUCUCAUGUAGGAUGCUAUGGUGAUGAUGAUGAACCUUGGGGGUGUCACGAUCUUGGCUGUUUGGAUCCGCUUGUUUUCACAUCUCUCACUAGCAUUCAUCUGAGCUCGUGUGGUCUCUAUGGAGUUAUCCCACCACACAUAGGUUACCUCUCCAACCUAUCGUAUCUCAAUUUCUCGAAUAAUCUACUCAAUUCCCAACUGCCUCUUUCAUUGGCAAAUCUGAGUGAGUUACGCGUUCUACACAUUUCUCAUAACUAUGGUGUUUAUGGUAGCAUUCCACCUGAGAUAGGAAGCUUAUCAGAACUAACUCAUCUCGAUUUGUCCUACAAUCGACUCAAGGGUGAGUUGCCUCUUUCACUUUCAAAUCUCACUAAAUUGGAGAUACUUGACAUUUCUUCUAAUAACUUUUCUAGUGGCAUUCCACCUGAGAUAGGAAGCUUAUCAGAACUAACUCGUCUCUAUUUAGCUAACAAUCGACUCGAGGGUGAGUUGCCUCUUUCACUGUCAAAUCUCACUAAAUUGGAGAUACUUGACAUUUCUUCUAAUAACUUUUCUGGUGGCAUUCCACCUGAGAUAGGAAGCUUAUCAGAACUAACUCAUCUCGAUUUGUCUGGGAAUAGCCUUGGGGGUGAGUUGCCUCUUUCACUUUCAAAUCUCACUAAAUUGGAGAUACUUGACAUUUCUUCUAAUUACUUUUCUGGUGGCAUUCCACCUGAGAUAGGAAGCUUAUCAGAACUAACUCGUCUCUAUUUAGCUAGCAAUCGACUCGAGGGUGAGUUGCCUCUUUCACUGUCGAAUCUAACUAAAUUGGAGAUACUUGACAUUUCUUCUAAUAACUUUUCUGGUGGCAUUCCACCUGAGAUAGGAAGCUUAUCAGAACUAACUCAUCUCGAUUUGUCUGGGAAUAGCCUUGGGGGUGAGUUGCCUCUUUCACUUUCAAAUCUCACUAAAUUGGAGAUACUUGACAUUUCUUCUAAUAACUUUUCUGGUGGCAUUCCACCUGAGAUAGGAAGCUUAUCAGAACUAACUCAUCUCGAUUUGUCUGGGAAUAGCCUUGGGGGUGAGUUGCCUCUUUCACUUUCAAAUCUCACUAAAUUGGAGAUACUUGACAUUUCUUCUAAUAACUUUUCUGGUGGCAUUCCACCUGAGAUAGGAAGCUUAUCAGAACUAACUCGUCUCUAUUUAGCUAGCAAUCGACUCGAGGGUGAGUUGCCUCUUUCACUGUCGAAUCUAACUAAAUUGGAGAUACUUGACAUUUCUUCUAAUAACUUUUCUGGUGGCAUUCCACCUGAGAUAGGAAGCUUAUCAGAACUAACUCAUCUCGAUUUGUCUGGGAAUAGCCUUGGGGGUGAGUUGCCUCUUUCACUUUCAAAUCUCACUAAAUUGGAGAUACUUGACAUUUCUUCUAAUAACUUUUCUGGUGGCAUUCCACCUGAGAUAGGAAGCUUAUCAGAACUAACUCAUCUCGAUUUGUCUGGGAAUAGCCUUGGGGGUGAGUUGCCUCUUUCACUUUCAAAUCUCACUAAAUUGGAGAUACUUGACAUUUCUUCUAAUAACUUUUCUGGUGGCAUUCCACCUGAGAUAGGAAGCUUAUCAGAACUAACUCGUCUCUAUUUAGCUAGCAAUCGACUCGAGGGUGAGUUGCCUCUUUCACUGUCGAAUCUAACUAAAUUGGAGAUACUUGACAUUUCUUCUAAUAACUUUUCUGGUGGCAUUCCACCUGAGAUGGGAAGCUUAUCAGAACUAACUCAUCUCGAUUUGUCCUACAAUCGACUCAAGGGUGAGUUGCCUCUUUCACUUUCAAAUCUCACUAAAUUGGAGAUACUUGACAUUUCUUGGAAUUACUUUUCUGGUGGCAUUAUGCCUAAGAUAGGAAGCUUAUCAAGAUUGACUCAUCUCAUUUUGUCUAACAAUCUAUUCAUGGCUGACCUACCUAUUUCACUACCAAAUCUAACUAAAUUGGAGCUUCUUGACAUUUCUUACAACAUCUUUUCUGGGGUCAUUCCACCUGAGAUAGGAACCUUAUCAGAAAUAACUCGUCUCGAUUUGUCUCACAAUCGACUCAAGGGUGAGUUGCCUCUUUCACUUCCAAAUCUCACUAAAUUGACAGAACUCCACAUUUCUUCUAAUGACAUUUCUGGUCCCAUUCCACCUGAGAUAGGAUGCUUAGUGAGACUAACUCAUCUCAAUAUGUCUCAAAAUCAACUCUACAGUGAGUUGCCUAUUUCAGUGGCAAAUCUCUCUCAAUUACAGAUGCUUGAAAUGUUUCAAAACUUGAUUCAUGGUGCCAUUCCCUCCGGAUUAGGAAACCUCCAAUCCUUGGCUGUUCUUGACUUGGGAAGCAAUAGCAUCACUGGUGUCAUUCCCUCUGAAUUAGGAAACCUCCAAUCCUUGGAUUUUCUUGACUUGAGCAACAAUGGCAUCACUGGCUCUCUUCCUUCAACUUUCAUUCACUUAACAAGAUUACGAUUCUUGGAAUUGGAAAAACUAUCUUCAAUCUGCGAGAUAAAUCUAAGUAGGAACUCAAUCAAAGGACAGAUACCUCUUGAUCUAGGAGAUGCUCCCGUUGCACAGCAUCUGACUAUCGACCUUUCUUGGAACAAUCUUUCCGGAAGAGUCCCUCAAUCUGUUUUUAAGUUGAGUAGCAUCAAUUUGUCCUACAAUCAUUUGGAGGGCCAGAUUCCGCUCGCUGUCUGGCGUAAGUUUCCGAUUGAAUCAUUCUUGGGCAAUCCCAUGUUACUUGUUCCAAAUGAGUCCAUGCCCGAAAGAGAAAAACAUCGAAACAAUUCAGUUACAAUUUAUGCUGUGGGGAUAGUAUUUGGCUGUGUGUUUCUGUUUUCAAUUUUCUUUGGAGUCUUUUUCUUAAGAAAGAAAGCAGCAGCAGCAGCAGUCACACCUGAUCCCAAACAUGGAGACAUAUUCAAGAUAUGGAAUUUCGAUGGCAGCAUGGCAUAUCAAGACAUCAUUGAAGCAACACAAGACUUUGACUUCAGAUAUUGCAUCGGAACUGGAGCCUAUGGGAGCGUCUACAGAACUCUACUGCCCACUGGAAGAGUUGUUGCUGUGAAAAAGCUUCACAGAUUUGAAGGAGAUAAUCCUACUUUUCACUCCUCUUUUAGGAAUGAAGCUAAGGUUCUCUCUCAGAUUCGCCAUCGACAUAUUGUCAAGCUUUUCGGCUUUUGUCUGCACCAGCGAUGCAUGUUUCUCAUCUACGACUACAUGGAAAGAGGAAGCCUCUUUAGCGUGUUGAAGGACGACGAAGAAGCCGUGGAGCUGAACUGGAAGAAGAGAGUAAAUGUGGUGAAGGGCAUUGCCAAUGCCCUAUCUUACAUGCAUCACGAUUGUAGCCCUCCUAUUCUACACAGAGACAUAUCAAGCAGCAACAUACUCUUGGAUUCAGAGUUUGAAGGUUGUUUAUCUGAUUUUGGUACUGCUAGAUUGUUGGAUCCAGAUUCAUCCAAUCAGACUCUAUUAGUCGGAACUCGGGGGUAUAUUGCACCAGAGUUGGCCUUCACAAUGGUGGUUACAGAAAAAUGUGAUGUGUAUAGCUUUGGAGUUUUGGCAUUGGAGGUCAUGUUUGGAGAUCACCCGGGGGAUUUCAUUUCCUCCAUGACGACGAUGAAGAGAUCCAUGCAGUUUGCUCAAAACAUGAUGGUGCAACAACUCAUGGACAAGAGGCUACCAUCUCUAGACGAAGAUGUAAGAAUGUCGAGGGAAGUGGUUGGAGUGGUGAAAAUAGGACUGAAAUGCAUAAGCUCUGAUCCAAAGUUGCGGCCGUGUAUGAAGGAGGUGUGUCAGGAACUCGCUAACCAUCCACCACGAUUGACAAUGCCAUUCCGCUCCAUAUCGGUGCUCCAUCUCAUGCACUCACUCUGAACUCACAACUUACAACUGCCAUCUUUUGGUAAUAAAUUUUCAGAUGUUCAGUAGCCAUAUGGAAAUGCCUCUAUUUUCUAUGUUUAUGUAUCAAGAUUCAAUAUAAAUGUUGGCAUAUGUAGCUUUGGAUUUAUACUAUUGGGUAUAGUUAACUAUGUUUAUGUGACUUGUAAAUUACUAUGUUCUUCUCCCCAAGGUAUAUUGCCACCUCUAGUUCUUUUG